Messenger RNA from Hemiscyllium ocellatum (epaulette shark), 1446 nucleotides. RefSeq names its product glucagon-like peptide 2 receptor. The record is from RefSeq and is a predicted model, not a curated record. Gene Ontology annotation, biological process: adenylate cyclase-modulating G protein-coupled receptor signaling pathway; cell surface receptor signaling pathway. NCBI's taxonomy places the organism in Eukaryota, Metazoa, Chordata, Chondrichthyes, Orectolobiformes, Hemiscylliidae. The transcript is spliced from 12 exons. Gene Ontology annotation, cellular component: plasma membrane. Gene Ontology annotation, molecular function: glucagon receptor activity; peptide hormone binding. The coding region runs from base 1 to 1446 and encodes 481 amino acids.
AUGGGGUCAAGUUUUAUAGGGGCAGACAGAAAAAUAGAGCCAAGACCAUGGUUCACCUCAAUCAGGACCUCAUCAAAUGGCAGAACUGGAAUAUUUUGUAAUGGAAGCUUUGACCAAUUUGUCUGCUGGCCAGAAUCACUCCCAGGAAAUGUAUCUGAACCUUGCCCCUGGUAUCUCCCUUGGAUUACACCAGGAAGCAUAGGAAUGGUCUACAGGUAUUGCCUGGAUAAUGGUAGUUGGAUGACCAUCUCAAAUUCUACUGAAGUCUGGCGGGAUUAUUCUGAAUGUUCUAAAGGCAGCCAGGAUUUCCAGAAGAAGGAAGAUCAACAUGGUUUACUGAAAGCUCUGCAAUUGAUCUACACUGUGGGUUACUCACUCUCGUUGGCUUCACUCUCGUUGGCUGUGCUGAUAUUGCUCUGGCUUAGGAAGCUGCAUUGUACUCGAAACUACAUCCAUGUGAAUUUAUUUGCUUCCUUUAUUUUGCGAGCAAUUGCUGUCCUCGUUAAAGACAUGUUCCUGAAUAAUACUUACUCCAAACGCCCGAAUGAUGAAACAGGAUGGAAGUCAUUUUUUGACACCAAGGUUUCAAAUGGAUGUAAGAUGGCACAGGUUUGCAUGCACUAUUUUGUCGGAGCUAACUUCUUCUGGCUUCUGGUGGAAGGAAUUUAUCUUCACAAAAUGAUCGUCCUUGCUGUCCUUUCAGAGAAAAGGUUGUUUAAGCAAUAUGCCCUGGUAGGAUGGGUGUGCCCACUAUUCUUUGUUAUACCUUGGACAAUUUCAAAGGUUAUCUAUGAGAAUGAAUGGUGCUGGGGAACAAACAGGCACAUGGGAAUCUGGUGGAUCAUCAGGGGGCCUGUGAUAUUUGCAAUAAUAAUGAAUUUCUAUGUCUUCAUAAAAAUUUUGAAAAUGUUGCUUUCAAAACUUAAAGCCCAACAAAUGCGAUUCAGUGACUACAAAUACAGGUUGGCCAGAUCGACCCUGGUUCUGAUACCUCUGCUUGGGAUCCAUGAGUUUGUAUUCAUCUUCCUGAUAGACGAGCACAUUCCGGGUUUCCUGAGACAUAUCCGGAUAUUUAUUCAGCUAGCGAUCAGCUCCUUCCAGGGUUUUCUGGUGGCCUUGCUAUACUGCUUUGCCAAUGGCGAGGUCCAAGCAGAGUUGAAAAUGCGAUGGAAAUGCUGGCUGCUGGUAAAUCACUUUGAAUGUACCAGCUGUGUCUUUGGCAAACACUUCACAUUUCUGGGGAAAUGCCCCAAACCCAGGUCCAACAGUUAUAUCUACAAUAGCAGCUCCUACUAUAGUGAUACCAGGACGUCCAGUAUGCAACUGAGUACAGCACCGAUGACAGAACUGCAAGCACACAAAGCUAUUCCAAUGGAACAGUUCACCCAGGCUCGUGUGUCUGAGAGCAGCGAAGGAGAAGCAGACAUUAGAGAGAGCCAGAUGUAA